AUUUGGGAAAAAACGAAACCUUUGGUAACUUUAGCAGCUGCAACUUCAGAAAUGCCUUCUUUCAAUUUCACAAAAUCGAAUUCCAUCUUCUCUUCCACCACUGCCGCCGCUUUCGGCGGCGGAAGCGUAUGAAACGGCGGUUACUCCGAAUUUGUCUUGUAGGUUGCUUUUUUCUGUGACAUUUCUUCAUCAUCAUGAUUCAUCGACCCACAAGUUCAAUCUAUUCUAUUUCUCAGUUAAUUUUCACAAAAAAGUGUUCUUUUUAUUAUUCUUCUUCUACUUCUCUAAUUAUUGUAAAUGAUUCUGAGUCAAAACCAGUUUCAAGUCCUUUUUACAAUCUUCUUCCACCUACCCAAAACCCUAACAACAUUGUUAACCUUAUUUCUUCAAUCCUUAAACGGAAAAGUUUUCAUCUUUCCAUUUUUCAAAAUGAAUGCAAAGUGAUUCUUCCCCAUUUGGGGUCCCAUGAAAUUUCUAGGGUUUUGCUUAGAUGUCAAUCUGAUUAUUCUUCAGCUCUCACAUUUUUCAAUUGGGUUAAAAAUGAUUUGUGCAUCACACAUAGUGUGCAAAACUAUUGCAUAGUUGUUCACAUUCUUGCUUGGUCUCAAGUGUUCUCUCAAGCUAUGAAAUUGUUGUCUGAAUUGAUUCAAUUGGUUCCUGAUGAAGAUGUUUAUCAGAGUUUGGUUGGUUGUACUGAGGAUUGUAAUUGGAAUCCUGUAAUCUUUGAUAUGCUUAUUAAGGCUUAUGUGAAAUUAGGUUUGAUUGAGAAGGGUUUGGAAACUUUUAGGAACAACAUUGAAGCUGGUUUUGUUCCCAAUGUAGUUGCUUGCAAUUGUUUGUUGAAUGGUUUGUCUAAGUCUAAUUACAUUGGUCAAUGUUGGGAAGUGUAUGAAGAAAUGGGAAGACUUGGAAUACAUAGAAAUACUUAUACUUUCAACAUUAUGACACAUGUUUUGUGUAAAGAUGGAGAACCCGAUAAGGUGAAUGGAUUCCUCGAGAAGAUGGAGGAAGAAGGAUUUGAACCGGAUAUAGUGACGUAUAACACACUCAUUAAUAGCUAUUGUAGGAAAAGAAGGUUAGAGGAUGCAUUUUAUUUGUACAAGAUCAUGUACAUUAGAGGUGUGGUUCCUAAUUUGAUUUCGUAUAGUGCCUUGAUGAAUGGUCUUUGUAAGGAAGGGAAGAUCAAGGAGGCUCAUCAACUUUUUAAUCAGAUGGUUCAGAGAGGGAUAGAUCCGGACAUUGUGUCGUACAAUACUCUUAUAUCUGGUUAUUGUAGUGAAGGUAAGAUGCAAAUGUGUAGAACACUAUUGCAUGAAAUGAUAGGAAAUCAGAUUCGUCCCGAUAGUGUCACUUGCAGGGUUGUCUUUCAAGGAUAUGCAAGAGAGGGAAAGCUGUUGUCGGCGUUGAAUUUGGUUGUGGAGCUUCAGAGAUUUGGGAUUAAGAUUCCUGAAAAUUUAUAUGAUUAUCUCUUAGUUGCUUUGUGUAAAGAAGGUCGACCGUUUGCUGCUCGAAGCUUUCUGAUAAGGAUAUCUCAAGAUGGCUAUGUACCUGAAAUGAGUACUUAUAAUAAACUGGUAGAGUCUCUAUGUAGAUUCGAUAACGUGGAAGAGGCAUUGAUUUUGAAAUCUGAGAUGACAAGCAAGAGUAUGAAACUGAAUCUCACUACCUAUAAAGCUAUCAUAAGCUCCUUGUGCAGAGUAAAGAGGACUCCAGAGGCUGAAACCUUGUUGGAGGAAAUGGAUAGUUCAGGUAUUGUACCUGAUUUAGAAAUAAUGAGGGUAUUAAUAAAUGGGUAUUGUGAACAAAAUGAUGUUGAUAAAGCUGUGUCAUUAUUGAAAUUCUUCGCCAAGGAGUUUCAAGUUUACGAUACCGUAAGCUACAAUGCAAUAUUCAAAGUCUUUUGUGAGGUUGGUAAUGUGGCUGAGUUGAUGGAGCUUCAAGAUAAGCUGGUCAAGAUAGGGUAUGUUCCAAAUAGUUUAACAUGCAAGUACGUGAUCCGAGGAUUGCAGAAAGAUCUGGAACUAGACGAUGAUAUAUUGGACCGCGACUUGCUUGAAGUCUAAGUCGUCCCUAUCAAGGAUUGCAUCCGACAACUCACUUCACUUUUCGAAGGUGGCCUAAAAAGUAUCGAAGCACUUGGAGAACCCGCCCUAAAAAUGUAGCUAUCAACGCGGAAGAACCAAGCCACUUAAAUAGUCCAUCGAGAUUCCAGUGAGACUUGAGCCGAAUUCCUGAUGAAAAAACAAAAUAGUACAUGAUGGUUUUUGGAGAGACAGAAGCAUUGAUGAACAGAUCAUGUGAUGGUUUUGGGAGGCAGACAAAUCAUCUUUCAUCAUAUCUGUUGAGCCAGCAACAACUAGGAUUCAUGCCCUUGAUUGUAUGAGUAUCCUUGUGAAAUGUAAAAAUAAAAUUAUUUACCUAUAAAAAAUUAAAUAUUAAAAGUAAACAUUUCAUUUUUGUA
Molecule: messenger RNA, 2461 nt
Organism: Cicer arietinum (chickpea)
Lineage: Eukaryota; Viridiplantae; Streptophyta; Magnoliopsida; Fabales; Fabaceae
Molecular function (GO): protein binding
Source: RefSeq, a predicted model, not a curated record